AAGUAUUGAUGUGACUUUAACCGUGAGAUAGUGCAACCACUGUGUGUAAUAUCAGUACGCUAUUCAAAUGAUCGCCACUUGAAGUUGUGAGGUUCAGGGUUAUUGGCAAUUAAAAGUUUUUAAGUGAUCCGCCCUUUGUAGAUUCGGUUAGACUGCAGUACGUAUAAUACCCACCAACGAAGAUGCGUUUCAGACAGAAGUUCUUAGGUUUUAGUGGCGGGGCGAUGGCAGUCCUGGGUCUCGGGCUUCUCAUCCUAGGGAAAGAUACCGCCUAUCUGGCCCAAAGUACUGCACCUGUAGUAAACGGAGCAGCGGGAGUCCCUAUGUGGUGUGGUCUAGUGAUCAUUUUGUGUGGGCUGGCAAACAUAGUUGAAGCUUUUGACAAACCGAAGAAGCCAGGCAGAUAUUAUUAUGAAUUACCGUUCUCCAUGACAGUCUUCUUGGCUAACUUCGUAGCCCUCGCGGUUUCUGCAGUGUGCAUGGGGCUCCUAUCCUGGUCUCUCUACCUCCGGUAUCUCGAGCCUGCCGUGACGGAUAAUACCUUAGACCAGGCCAAUGUAGGACUAUAUUCAACGAUCAUCGUGGCAAGCUGUCUGAUCUUCAUCUUUGCCCUGAUGGCGAUGUUUGUCGACUGCUGCAUCAACGGAUUCAUCGGAUUCGGGGGACCGAUGGGGAUGCCGCCCCCGGAUGUCCCAAGGGAAUCACCUUAUGAUACUUACAACGGUCGCCCAGCCAUACUCUACAAGUAAAUGGAUGUUCUAGUUCAAGCCGGAUUCAUAAUGAUACUCCUCUGGGUCGGAUCUAACCGGAGUCGCUUAUCCGGUUAUCAUCGGUAGCCUCUAUGCAAUGAUGUGAAUUUAGAAACUGCUACAUUAUUGUUAAGAACAUGUAUAUGAAUAAUUAAACUGUGGCAGAGGUUUUGUAGAAAUUCAUUGGGGCGUAGGGAGGGGGGACAUUGAGGGCAAGAAUAGUAAUGAAGAGGGAUACUUGCAUUUUUGUUUGUGAUUAUUCUUUUUUCCGUAUAUAGCGAAAUGCGACAAAGUAAAACAUUUAAAAGGAAAAUAAUCCAAGACAUUUCGAUUCGGACUGAUUAAAAAAGAUUGGCCUGUGCCUUAACAUCGGGUUAUCAUGAUUGUGUCUGGUCGGGCAAGUUACUUAACCCGACCACUCGAGAAAUAGGCCCCUAAAUUCCUGAAAGGUUGGGUCCGGUUUACCCGACCCUUUGUAUAUUUGGCUUAUAAUUUUCACAAAAAAAUCGGGUAAAUUGGACCCGAACGUUCUUAUUAAAGAUGGAUACACUUUAACUUUAGGUGUUAAAAAGGGACGGCAUUUUGGUGUACCUACAGGACCACACCCUAUAGAUUAAACACGACACCAAAGAGAACCAACCACAGAUGUUGUCAUAACAUCAUGUAUGUUGAACUGACACCACAAAUUUAACACCAACGGUGUAAAAUGUAUGGUGUGGUCCUAACAUGUAAACCGGUCAAUGACACAGUGUUCGCUAUGUACACUGCACAGUAUUUGUGAACUG
Messenger RNA from Lytechinus variegatus (green sea urchin), 1534 nucleotides. RefSeq lists its product as uncharacterized. The transcript has 5 exons. Bases 183 to 749 code for a protein of 188 amino acids. The record is from RefSeq and is a predicted model, not a curated record. NCBI's taxonomy places the organism in Eukaryota, Metazoa, Echinodermata, Echinoidea, Temnopleuroida, Toxopneustidae.